Messenger RNA from Thermothielavioides terrestris NRRL 8126, 1617 nucleotides. RefSeq lists its product as uncharacterized. Lineage: Eukaryota; Fungi; Ascomycota; Sordariomycetes; Sordariales; Chaetomiaceae. The coding region runs from base 30 to 1469 and encodes 479 amino acids. The record is from RefSeq and is a predicted model, not a curated record. Gene Ontology annotation, molecular function: carbohydrate:proton symporter activity. The transcript has 2 exons. Gene Ontology annotation, cellular component: plasma membrane. Gene Ontology annotation, biological process: transmembrane transport; carbohydrate transport.
CAAGCGGUCAGAUUUCGGGCUUCUUCGAUAUGGCUGACUAUGGCCGCCGCUUUGGAGAGUACAAUCCAGCCACCAACUCGUAUGACUUCAGUGCUCCUCGCCAGGGCGCCAUUGUCGGCCUCCUCCCUGCCGGCUGCCUGUUCGGUUCCCUGAUCGCCGGCAACAUUGCCGACACCCUGGGUCGCCGCAUGGCCAUCUCGGUAUCGGCGCUCUUCUGCUGCGUGGGCAACAUUAUUGAGAUCUCCUCCGAGACCUCCUGGGCUCAAUUCGCUGUCGGCCGCCUGGUCACCGGCCUUGGGAUUGGCUCGCUUUCUGUAGUUGUUCCCAUGUACCAGUCUGAGUCGAGCCCCGCCAUCCUCAGGGGGGUACUCGUUUCUACCUACCAGCUUUUCAUCACGCUCGGCAUCUGGACCUCCGAGAUGGUCAACUAUGGCACUCACAACAUAUCCAGCUCGGCAUCGUGGCGCAUUCCUAACGGCCUGUCGUUCCUCUGGUCCCUGAUUCUCGGCGCCGGCAUCCUGGUGCUUCCAGAGUCGCCUCGCUACGCGUACCGCAAGGGCCGCGAGGACGAGGCCCGCCGCACCAUCGCGCGCCUGGCUGGCCUUAAUACCAACGCCGCUUCUGUCAACCAGCAGAUCGAUGAAAUCCGUGCCAAGCUCGAGGAAGAAAGAGCUGGCGCCAGCACCAGCUUUUUCGAGAUCUUCACGGGCCCGCGCAUGCUGUACCGGACAUUGCUGGGUAUUACCCUGCAGGCCGGACAACAGCUUACGGGAGCGAACUUCUUCUUCUACUACGGCACCACCAUCUUCCGGGCCACGGGUCUUAGCGACAGCUACGUGACCCAGAUAAUUCUUGGAUCCGUCAACGUCUUCUGCACAUUCGGUGGCCUCUACGUUGUGAAGAAGUGCGGCCGCAGGAACGCGCUCAUGGCGGGCGCCGCAUGGAUGAUGGUCUGCUUCCUGGUCUACUCCUUCGUCGGGCACUUCAAGCUUGAUCAGACCAACCCCGCGGCGACGCCCCAGGCGGGUAACGUCCUGAUCGUCUUCUCGUGCCUGUUCAUCGUCGCUUUCGCGACGACAUGGGGCCCGCUUGUCUGGGCCGUCGUUGCCGAGCUUUACCCCGCCAAGUACCGCGCUCCGGCCAUGGCGAUUGCAACGGCGAGCAACUGGCUGUGGAACUUCUUGAUGAGUUUCUUCACGCGCUUCAUCACGGAUGCCAUCAACUAUCUCUACGGCCUGGUGUUUGCGGGCUGCUGCGCUGCGCUUGUUCUGGUGGUGUUCUUCUUUCUGAUUGAGAGCAAGGACCGGAGCCUGGAAGAGAUUGACACAAUGUAUCUGCUCCACGUCAAUCCCAUCACUAGCAGCAAGUGGGACGAGAAGUCUGCGCUGGAGUCAAGCGACUCUAGUGGCCGCCAGUCCCGCCAGCACUCGGAUCAAGGAGACCAUGUGGAGGUGCAAGCGAUUCCUUGAAAAAAAGUGGCAUGCAUUCCGUGGAGAAUGUGUUGGCAUAGACAGAAAGAGGUGGCCUGGCGUCAUGGAGCUUAGCUGUUGAGGACAUCCAUCUCCCCACUUUGGGUGUUCUGGCCCCUGGGUUUGUGCAAGUAGGCUCGCAGGGUGU